This is a messenger RNA of Bombyx mori (domestic silkworm), 1453 nucleotides long. Its product is annotated as 4'-phosphopantetheine phosphatase. Gene Ontology annotation, cellular component: nucleus; cytosol. The coding region runs from base 222 to 1292 and encodes 356 amino acids. Gene Ontology annotation, biological process: coenzyme A biosynthetic process. The record is from RefSeq and is a predicted model, not a curated record. NCBI's taxonomy places the organism in Eukaryota, Metazoa, Arthropoda, Insecta, Lepidoptera, Bombycidae. The transcript is spliced from 5 exons. Gene Ontology annotation, molecular function: pantothenate kinase activity; ATP binding.
AUUUUUGAUUUUAUGUCAAGAGGAAUGCAAAUGUAAAUUAAACUGAAUUUACUGGUUAAUCUAUAUUUAUCUAUGAUAGUUGAUAAAAUUAUUAUCUCCAGACGGCAUAUUUGCUUGUUGAUAAAACAAAUCUUCGCUAUGGGCUAAGACAAUAACAAUAGGUAGUGAAUAAACUGUUAAAAAAACUGUGAUUAUAGUUAGUUUUGAAAGAAAAUAGCAGAAUGGAACAUUUUGGUCUCUCUCAUAUACUAUACGAGCCAGACAAAUACAAUCCCGAUACUUUAGAUCUACUUGCUGAUGAAGAAGCAAGAGAGUAUUGGUUGUGUACUUGUGAAAAAUUAGUUGAAAAAUAUGUUAAAUUUGCACUUGUCAAUAAUAAUGAUCCUACAGUAGAAAUAAGAGCUUUGAAAUUUAAAACAUGUUACGUUGAAGCAUUAAAAGAACUUAGAAUAAACCCUCUAGCUCAUGGCCAAUUGACCAUACGUCUACUCCUUGACAUCAACGAAACAUGCCUUCGUUCUCAGGGAUUCUUUGAUCUGUGGAAACAACAAAAGAAAUUUGAAAAUGAAGGAGCAUUGGCAAGUCUCAGUUCCAGAUUAGCAGAAAUUGAUGCCAUAACUAAUGAUAGACAACGUUGGACUGAAUUAUGUAGAGGUGUUUUAGCUGGCAAUAUGUUUGAUUGGGGAGCCCAGGCUGUUACAAGUAUCUUAGACUGUGGCCUUUAUGAAGCCCUUGAAAAAAUCCAGAAAAGACCUUGGCUGUUUGAUGGUUUAGAAAAAUGGUUGGAUAAAUUGGAGAAAACUGUUCAUCACUGUGCAGCCAUAUUUGUUGAUAAUAGUGGGGUUGAUAUAGUUCUUGGUAUUUUGCCAUUUGUACGUGGCUUGUUACUAAGAGGGACAUCUGUUAUACUUUGUGCCAAUGAAUGGCCUGCACUCAAUGACGUCACCAAUAUUGAACUAGAAGAAAUACUACAGCAUGCUUCACUUAUAUGUCCAGUAUUAGCAGCUGCAUUGUCUACUGGAGAUUUAGUAGUAAAGUCUAGUGGUCAAAGGGGACCAUGUCUCGAUUUUAGAACUAUAAGUAUAGGUCUUUGUACUGAAAUGAAAGUGCGUGGAGUUGACUUAAUUAUACUUGAAGGAAUGGGAAGAGCCCUUCAUACAAAUUUCAAUGCUUGUCUAGCUGUAGAUUCAUUGAAGUUAGCAGUAGUGAAGAAUGCGUGGUUAGCACAGAGACUUGGAGGACCACUGUUUUCUGUAAUAUUUAUUUAUGAAGACACCCCUAUUAGAACAUAAUAAAACUGUAAAUAUUAAAAUAUUGUGAAAAUCAUGAUUAUGCCAGUAUUCAGUGUAAUUAAUUCAUGAACUUUCUACAAUGUUUCUGCAUUCAUAUCUUGAAUGUUUGUGGCACUGUUCAUAUAUUAAUGAUUUCUGAAUAUAUGGAGCGUUUUAUUGAA